This is a messenger RNA of Diaporthe batatas, 1359 nucleotides long. RefSeq lists its product as uncharacterized. The record is from RefSeq and is a predicted model, not a curated record. NCBI's taxonomy places the organism in Eukaryota, Fungi, Ascomycota, Sordariomycetes, Diaporthales, Diaporthaceae. Bases 1 to 1359 code for a protein of 452 amino acids. The transcript has a single exon.
AUGGUUUUGCUACCCCGAAAGUCCGUGAUCCUGCUCCUCGUGGUCGUACUCUGCGUAAGCUUGUUAUACGAGCUCGAGAGUCUCACGGGAGCCGGGCACUCUGUCCUCCAGAUACUGCCUUCUCUCCGAGGGGCCAGUGGCCAGGGACAAUCCCCCAAAGAGGUCGGGCAUGAUGACCUCUUCAAAAUCCCACUUGUGAACGAGGAAUCCAUCAAGUCUGUUUGCAGAACAACGCAGUGGAAUGAGAGCUUGGUGUUCACCUGCAAUGAGUCGUUCGGUGGCAUCGGGAAUAUCCGCAACUCACUCCUGCUGUGUGUACGGUUUGCUAUGCAGGCUGGAGCAGCUUUGGUGCUCCCUCAAAUCCUGAUACGGGACGCCGACAUCACAAACUACAAGACACAAAAUGCCACAGACUUUGGCUACAUGUUCGACACACAACACUUCCUCAAGUCGAUGCAGCAGUCCUGCCCGGAGAUGACCAUCUAUGCAACCCUUGAGGAUGCCACAAAGAAUUCCAAUCUCGCUGGUGAUACAAAUCGGGUGCGCUUCCAAGCAGAGGCUCUGACUGGCGAUGGGCUCAUCAAGACCGACAAAUGGCGCGAAGAGUUCUAUUCUUGGUUAGAGGAAGAAGAGGUCGGCCCGGUAACAGGAAAGACAGGGCCAAUAGUCAUUGACCUCGAGCGCUGUUAUAUGUCUUGGCCCAUUUACUCAGACGGAGAAGCAUUCGCGUCGUCAUUCGGCUCGAUCUUGCAGCUGCGAGAGGACGUCAGGUUACUGGCUGGUAAAGUACUGAGGGCCUUGGCCGAGAAGCUAUCGUUCACUGAUGUCGAACUCAAGAGCGAUAUCUUGCCUGGCUCCUAUUUUGGUGCGCACCUGAGAGUCGAGCAUGACGCACAGGUCACUUGGAGUCCCAAAUUCGGGUGGACACAUGCCUCCUAUGAGAAGCAGGCAAAAGACUACCUGGCGCAAGCCUUACAGCCCCUCAGAUCGAGCCCAAAAGGUAUUUACGUGGCCUCGGGGGAUGUCGAGGGAACACGACGGUUUGCCAAAGACGCUGCCCGGAAUAACCUUACAGCCCUCAGUAAAUUCGACUUGCUGCAAGGCACCGCGGACUUGGAGACCCUGGAGGCGCUCAGGUGGGACCAACAAGCGCUCAUCGACUAUCUGAUCCUACUGAGAUCGUCAGACUUCGCCGGCGUUGCGCACUCGAGCUUCUCAUGGAGCGUUGCUCUCAAGCGUCACACCUGGACAAGGAAAGAGGGUAAAUAUUUGGACGCCCCGGAGAAGCUACAUGAUGAUCUGAGUGUCGUGUAUGGGGUUGUGGGCACCGAAAACUUCCCGGAAGCCUUGUGGCCUUAG